Messenger RNA from Physcomitrium patens, 1357 nucleotides. RefSeq names its product allene oxide cyclase, chloroplastic. Gene Ontology annotation, biological process: jasmonic acid biosynthetic process. Gene Ontology annotation, molecular function: allene-oxide cyclase activity. NCBI's taxonomy places the organism in Eukaryota, Viridiplantae, Streptophyta, Bryopsida, Funariales, Funariaceae. The record is from RefSeq and is a predicted model, not a curated record.
UGCGACGAAUUCGAGAGGUGGGGGAGUGGACUAUAUAAGCUCCUUGGGGGGUGUUGUCUCCAGUCACAUCCCCCCUCGCUGUUGAUGCAGCGAACGAGCAAAUCUGUGUCGAAACACAAAUCGAGUGUAAACCCAUUUUUUUUGUUCUGUUAGUGAGGUUGUGUUGGCACGUAAGUUGGGUUCUACAAUUGCAGGGUUGCUUGAGGCAUUUGGCCUCGCAGGCGGAGAUUUCCGAGAUUGAUGGCGAUGGCUGUGACCAAUACUUGGGUAGUGACCAAUACCUUCUCUGGAAUUAACGCUGUGACGACCGCAUUGUCACUCCGUGGCUUGAGCACUAGACAAACGUUUAAGCUGGUGCUGAGAGCGGAGAAAGAAGGGAGGAGGGUUGGGAUUGAAGCAAGCGCGAGUCAGGUGACAGUGCAGAAACUGACACCUGAUGUGGGUCUGAAGCUCAACCCGGCGGAGGAGCUCCUGGAGCAAUUUGCUUUGCAGCCCGCAAUCUCUACCAGCAGGAAAUCUGAGACCGAGGCAGUGAGGAGGUUAUUCAUGUGGGACGCACUCCCCAAGAGAGAGGAAGUGCAGCUAUUCAGUGUGUAUGAAAUCAACGAGCGCGAUCGCAACAGUCCUGCGUUUUUGCCGUUCAGCACCAUCAACAUUUCUAAGCCACAGGAGAAUGGGCUGCUUGGUGGCCUGCAAAACAUGUGGAGCACACUGUCGGGCGACCAUGAACAUGGGCUCGGUGAUUUAGUGCCCUUCUCUAACAAGUUGUACGACAGUUCUUUGCAAGUGAGAUUGGGGGUUACUGCGGGUAUGGCAAUGGUUGUGAAAGCGUUUCCUGGAAAAGGCCAAAAACAUCACACUAAACACAAUUUCUUUUUCCCUGAUUGCUACGAGGCGACGUACACAUUCUACUUGGGAGACAUGGGCCAUGUGUCCGCGCAGGGUCCCUUCUCAACUUUUGAUGACACUCUGUUAACCAUCACGGGCGGAGCAGGACUGUUCCGGGAGGCGAGAGGGGUGAUUCAUCUCCAUAAUAUCACACCUUUCAAGUUGUUUUACACAUUCCAUGUCCGAGGGGUGCCCGAACUACCCAGAAUUCUGACUUCAAAACCUGUCGAACCAAACGAACAUGUGCAACCACGCCGAGAAGCUGUUGCCUGCAAACCUGGUUUUGCACUCCCCAACUACACUGACUAAUUCUUUGGAUACCACUCUAGUUGCUAGAAUCAGGGCAGACUGCACUUAAUACAUUCACUGACAUCACAGUAGACGAUUCGGGCCCUUCCUUUUUCCCCUAAAACAUUCACUUGUGUAAAUUAUUUUGUAUAAAUAAAAUUUAUGUGUUACAUUUCAACCA